ACUAAACGUCAAUACGUAACUAACCCCUGUGCAGUGCACUGUGGGAAGUGUCCUGCACGUUGACAUUGGGGAAGCAGUGAAGCUCUGGUGAUUUCUAAGUUAAGCUUGGACAAGGCUGGCAGGUCAGGAUGGGAGCCAAUAUGUCUAGUCCAACACCCACCGUCCAGGCGGAGGCUGUGAUGGUGCCCCCUUCUUUCAGCGUGGGGGUCGCCCCUCCCCAGGGCUGCCCCAUGCACCAGGAGACCGUCAAAGUGGCGCCCCCUGCAGAGAGCCCCAUGCACCAGGCCGCAGCGGAGAAGCAGCCUGCAGCUCCAGCAGUCCCGCCUCACCAGGACAGGGCCUAUGAGUUUGUGGAGUGUCCUAUGAGGGCCGCGGCCGGCGCCAAGAGUGACAUCGACCCCACCAACAUGAUGCCCCCUCCUAACCAGAUACCAGCCCCAGACCAGCCCUUCGCCCUGCCCCAGGCCAGGCAGGAGUCUAAGAUACCCCGCGCCGGGUCGGAGAAGAACUGGGUCUACCCCUCUGAACAGAUGUUCUGGAACGCCAUGCUGCGCAAGGGGUGGCGCUGGAGAGAGGAUGACCUAGGUCCUCAGGACAUGUCAAACAUCAUCAAGAUCCACAACCAGAACAACGAGCAGGCCUGGCAGGAGAUCCUCAAGUGGGAGGCCCUUCAUGCCCAGGAAUGUCCUUGUGGCCCCUCCCUGAAGAGAUUCGGAGGCAAAGCCAAGGAGUUCUCCCCGAGAGCUCGCAUGCGUCACUGGAUGGGAUAUGAGUUACCUUUCGACCGCCACGACUGGAUUGUGGAUCGCUGUGGGAAGGAGGUGCGCUACGUUAUCGACUACUACGACGGCGACAUCAACAAGGACACCUACGAGUUCUCCAUCCUGGACGUCCGGCCCGCCUUCGACUCCAUGGACGCCGUCUGGGACCGGAUGAAAGUGGCCUGGUGGCGGUGGACCUCAUAGACGCACACUCGGCACGUUGGCACAGGAUGAGGACUUUUGGUGAAGACGACCUCUCGUCGGACAGCGCGUUUCAAUACCAAGAUCUACGUGUCACCUGUCUGCACCUGUCUGUACUCACAUUGUAUGUCAUUACUCUCACAAGCAAUAGCAGCUUGACAUUUCUAAUCAUAUUGAUUUCUGUGUGCCAGGUGCUGUCUGGAGUGCAGGUGAGCGUGUGUGUGUGCUUGUUUAAGGGUUAGCUGGGUCACAUGUCUGUCCCUGUCAACGGGUGGAUAUAUAAUUGAGGACAUUGUGUGAUUGAUUUAAUGAAACAUCCUUGCCCCUGAAAUGAAAGCUGUGAUGAAGUCCAUCCAGCUGAACAUGUGAUCAUUGAUUGGACCCCAGGUCUGGUUCUGUUGUCUCUGUACAAUGGCAGGAGGGUAGAGCUCAGUGGUUAGAGCAUAGGGAUCGCAGAUUAAGGGGUCCUAGCUAAAUUUGAACAAUAUUAGUGUUAUUAUUGCGCAGAACUGCUUUGUUCAAAAAGUGAGGAUUGCGGGUGUGUUUAUUUCAGCCUAGAUAGUUCCUUUCCCCUUUUUCCUAUUGUUUUAUAUUGGUCAGUGUUGCUGUGCUAAGGUUUAGUCAAACGGGGAAGAUUUCAGUUGAAUACAUUUGUGUUAAAGAACUCAUUAACUCACUAUACACUUAUCAGUCUGGCAUGAUCAAAUAAUACAAAUGUAUUCAACAAGGAUAUUAUCCCACACAAGACCCUGAAAUCGAGUUAUGGAAUGUAUUCAUACUGCAGAAGAACUAAAGUCAAGACACCAACCUUUGUACUAUGCAGAGAUUGGAGUAGACUUCUGUUAUAUAGCUCAACAGUACUCCAUUAUACCUUUUUGGGUUCAUCUGCUUUUUACUUGGUCUUCAUUUACGAUGUAUUUGCUGAUGUUACUGCCUCGGUUGUGGGGCUGUUAGCUUUUCCAGAAGCUGAUUAUUUAUUAUGUUUGUGAAGAUGACAUCUCCGUGUGUGUAAUCUGAUACUUCUGUCCCCAAAUACUAGGGGUGGGGAAAAAAUAGAUAAAAUCUUCUAGCUAUUCACAUCAUUUCACAGAUUUAGAAAAUAAAUUUUUAUUUUUAUUUUAUGUAAGCAUAUUGAAUCGAAAUUUGAUUAAAGGUUUGAGGCACCAAAAGAUUCCCCACCCAAAUAGACGGUAAGCUGCACAUUUUUGUUUAAUAUUUAACCGUGUUGCAGAAAUAAAUAAGUCUAUUCAAGAAAAGUC
Messenger RNA from Hypomesus transpacificus, 2221 nucleotides. RefSeq names its product holocytochrome c-type synthase-like. NCBI's taxonomy places the organism in Eukaryota, Metazoa, Chordata, Actinopteri, Osmeriformes, Osmeridae. The record is from RefSeq and is a predicted model, not a curated record. Gene Ontology annotation, molecular function: holocytochrome-c synthase activity. Gene Ontology annotation, cellular component: mitochondrion. Bases 129 to 965 code for a protein of 278 amino acids. Gene Ontology annotation, biological process: cytochrome c-heme linkage. The transcript has 7 exons.